This is a messenger RNA of Echinops telfairi (small Madagascar hedgehog), 2457 nucleotides long. It is a transcript of the gene TMEM151A, whose product is annotated as transmembrane protein 151A. NCBI's taxonomy places the organism in Eukaryota, Metazoa, Chordata, Mammalia, Afrosoricida, Tenrecidae. The record is from RefSeq and is a predicted model, not a curated record. The transcript has 2 exons. Bases 1 to 1389 code for a protein of 462 amino acids.
AUGGCCGCCACGCUCGCUCUCCCCGAGGGCCCGCCUCGCCGCCUGUCGUGCACAAGUCAGCGGCCCCUGAAGCCUUCGCUGGGGAGCUCCCUCUGCCGCGAGUCGCACUGGAAGUGCCUACUCCUCACGUUGCUUAUCCACGCCUGCGGCGCCGUGGUGGCCUGGUGCCGCCUGGCCACCGUGCCUCGGCUGGUCCUGGGCCCCGAGGCCGCACUGGCCCGUGGGGCCGGAGGCCCGCCGCCCACCUACCCGGCCAGCCCCUGCUCCGAUGGCUACCUGUACAUCCCUCUGGCCUUCGUCUCGCUCCUCUACCUCCUCUACCUGGCUGAGUGCUGGCACUGCCACGUGCGCUCCUGCCAGGCCCCCCGCGCGGACGCCCACACGGUGCUGGCGCUGAUCCGCCGGCUGCAGCAGGCCCCGCCCUGCGUCUGGUGGAAGGCCACCAGCUACCACUACGUGCGGCGCACCCGCCAGAUCACCCGCUACCGCAACGGGGACGCCUACACCACCACGCAGGUCUACCACGAGCGGGCCGACAGCCGCACGGCGCGCGGCGAGUUCGACUACUCGGCCCACGGCGUCCGCGACGUGUCCAAGGAGCUGGUGGGCCUGGCCGAGCACGCGGCCACGCGGCUGCGCUUCACCAAGUGCUUCAGCUUCGGCAGCGCCGAGGCCGAGGCCUCCUACCUGACCCAGCGCGCCCGCUUCUUCGGCGCCAACGAGGGCCUGGACGACUACCUGGAGGCCCGCGAGGGCAUGCACCUGAAGGACGUGGACUUCCGCGACUCGCUCAUGGUCUUCGCCGACCCCCGCAGCCCGCCCUGGUACGCGCGGGCCUGGGUCUUCUGGCUGGUGUCGGCCGCCACGCUGUCCUGGCCCCUGCGGGUGGUGGCGGCCUACGGCACCGCGCACGUCCACUACCAGGUGGAGAAGCUCUUUGGCGCCAGCUCGCCCCCACCCGGCGCCGUGCCCAGCGGGCCCCCGCUCUCCCGAGUGGCCACGGUGGACUUCACCGAGCUCGAGUGGCACAUCUGCUCCAACCGCCAGCUGGUGCCCAGCUACUCCGAGGCCGUGGUCAUGAACGCCGGCUCGGGCGCCUACCUGCGGGGCUGCCAGCGCUGUCGCCGCUCGGUCAGCAGCAACUCGCUGCCCCCGGCCCGGCCCAGCGGCCCCCGCCUGCCCUUCAGCCGCAGCCGCCUCUCGCUGGGCGCCGGCGGCCGGGCCACGCCCGGGGUCUUCCGAAGCCUGAGCGGGGGCCCUCUGGGGCGCCGUGGAGAGGACACGGAGCCCCUGGAGAGCCCACCGUGCUACGAGGACGCCCUGUACUUCCCGGUGCUCAUUGUGCACGGCGACAGCGGCUGCCAGGGUGAGGGCCAGGGGGCUCUCUGACAGCCCCUGGGCCCCACGGUGGCACCUCCCCACCAUCCCCCUCCCCCCGUGGGUUUCCGUGCCCCAGUGGUCACGGUCUGAAGCAAAAUAGAGACAGAGCAGGCACACACGUGGGGGCAGGGCGGGUGCUCACACAGAGCCCCGUAACUCGUGGGGGUGGGGGGAGGACAGCUCCUCGGUUGGGUCCCUGAACCAACCCUGGCACCACCGUGCUCCACCCCCUGAUGGCAGGUAAUCUGGUGUGUGGUGGGGCUGGGGGUGGAGGGGCAGGUGGUGGAGAGAGGGCAUGUCUCUCACGCUGGGCAGGGAGAAGCUUCCAGAAUGCCUAGGAUGGGGGGGAAGCCCUGGGGACAGCUGUGGCCUGCAGCUGAGGGCUCCCUGGGGCUCUUGUUGGCUGAGCCCUUCAGCAACUCAGAAGCACAGAGUGGUGGCUUGGGGCCCUGCCGAGCCGGGCUGGACCCCCUGAAGCUAAAGCGCUGGUGAUGGGGGUGCCAGCCCACUACCCACCAAAACUCCCAUGCUCCUCCCCUGACACGCCCCUCCCCACCUGCCCUCUCACCCAUUGGGGCCUAAUUCUUGGAGCACAACCCCCUUUACUGUACCCUCUGCUGCCUGCUGCACCCCCACGUGCACCCCCCGAGAGCCCGGCUUCCUCCUCAGGGCCACCCUCCCCCCUCAAGUGACCUCAGCUUGUCCUCCCUACCAAAUUCCCUCCAUCUUUCUCAGCUGUACAGACACCCCACCCCACCCCCAUACCCCAUACACCACAAGCUUUGUCUUUCCAUCGCCCCAGACUUCUCUGCUCUUCACCGGAGACCUCCGGAGGCCAAAGGGCAGCCAAGAGGCCCGGUUUCACCCACAACCCUUUGAACAACCCUCUCACUCCUCCCAGACAAACCCCCCGCUUCUCCCCUCAGUGGGUCCCGACUUGGGGACCCCACCUUACCCCAGGGAGGAGAGUGUCAUCCCUUCCCUUCCAACUGGGGCAUCUACCCCCUCUCAGGGGCCGGUGGGGGAGGGAGGAGGCAGACAAGCGGAGCUACAAUAAAUGGUGUAAAACCUCACAAA